GAAAACUCCUAUUCGCAGCAUCCAGUUGUAAAAGCCGACAGUUGGCCAAUAUUUAAACGCGUAUUGAACAACUCAAAGGACAUUUUGUGAUUUUAUUUUAGCGGCGGAAGGGUACGCGUGUGUCUGACGAUGUCCGGAGAAAUUUCUAUGAUCGGUUCCGUCAUCCUGGCCCUGUUCCUGGCCGGAUACCUGGGCCAGCAGUACCUGCCGCCCCCCAAACCCAAAGUGAUCGGCCUGGAUCUGGGCACCACGUUCUGCUCCGUCGGGGUCUUCCAUCCGGGCAGCGGGGAGGUGGAGGUGAUCGCGGACGAGGAGGGCAGGAGGAGCAUCCCCUCCGCCGUCUCCUUCACCGCCACCGCGGUGCUGGCCGGACAUGAAGCCCUGGAGCUGGCCGACGACAACCCGCAGAACACCGUCUACGACGCCAAGAGGUUCAUCGGGAAAAUAUUUGAGCCGGGGGUCCUGGAGCAGGAGAGCGCCCGGUACCCGUUUAAGGUGAUCAACAAUAAUGGGAGCGCAGAGUUUCUGCUCUCCACCAACCACACCUUCACCGUGAGCCCAGAGUUCAUCGGCUCCAGGCUGCUGCUGAAGAUGAGGAAGAUGGCCGAGCGGCAUCUCGACGCGCGCAUCCAGAAGGCCGUCAUCUCGGUGCCCGCGGAGUUCGACGAGAGACAGAGGAACUUCACCGUCAGGGCCGCCAACCUCGCCGGCCUGGAGAUCCUGCGUGUGAUCAAUGAGCCCACGGCGGCAGCCAUGGCCUACGGCCUGCACAAGGUGGACGUGUUCAACGUUCUGGUGAUCGACCUCGGGGGAGGGACCCUGGAUGUUUCUCUGCUCAACAAACAGGGAGGCAUGUUCUUCACCAGAGCCAUGGCAGGGAAUAACAAGCUGGGGGGUCAGGACUUCAGCCAGAGGCUGCUGCAGUACACCAUCGAGCGAGCGCGUCAGGAGUUCGGCGUCCCGCCCGCUCUCAAAGAGGACAUCCACCGUCUCCGACAGGCUGUGGAGGCCGCCAAGCUCAACCUCACCCUGCAACCCAGCGCCGCCGUCAGUGUGGCGCUGCGCCUGCGCGGCCCCGACGGCUCUGAGGCCGCCGCUCCGGUUCCCUUCCGGGCCGUGAUCACCCGCGAGCUGUUCGAGGAGCUCAACGAGGACCUUUUCCAGAAGAUCCUGGCUCCCGUGGAGACGGUGUUGGCCGAGGGCGGCCUGGAGAAAGUGGACGUGGACGAGAUCGUUCUGGUCGGAGGGUCCACCAGGAUCCCGCGGAUCAGGAGGCUGAUCAGCGAGUACUUCGGGAAGGACCCGAACACGUCGGUGGACCCGGACCUGGCUGUGGUCACCGGUGUGGCCUUACAGGCCGGCAUCAUGGGCGGCUCCUGGCCUCUUCAAGUGAGCGCUAUAGAAAUCCCCAACAGACACCUGCUCAAGAGAAACUUCAGCUGAUCUUUAGAAAGAUUGUUCUAUUCUUUUACUCCUGUCUGUUGCCAACAAAAGACACGGUGACCUUUUGAAUGAAGAAACGACUUUGAACAGUUAACUUUUCCUUUUCACGGCGGCAGAACAAUAUGUGAUCCCGUUUUAAAACUCCAGCAUUCCUCUCGGAUGGGUAACGGCUGCUGAAGGGAACAGUUCCGUUUGCGCUUCUAACGUCCAAGCUGCUUUAGUGCUUUAGGUUUUUUGUUUAAAAAAAACACAGCUGCCUAUUGAAGAAAUGUGAAAUGAAGCCUGUCACUGCAGUGAAGAUGCUCAUUCGUGGUAAAAACGUUAAUGCUGCUCUCGGCCUAUUGAGGGAACAGAAUUUCAGAAUAGCCAGUACGUCUUCAGCGGUUUUAUUUAUUUAUUUAAUCCCAUUGUCGCCGUGUGUUCUGACAUCCUUCCAUCAAAGGUGGAUGUACAGCGUCGCACCGGUAAGCUGAUGUAUUUAGCUUGAAUCAAAGCGUUUCUCAGCCAGCGCAUAAAGACAUUCCAGACAUUCCCUGCGUAGGUCAUAAAAGAAAUGAAAAGUAUUGUGUGGAAAGCCUUCAUGUUCUCACAGUACUGCCUUCCAUCUUCCCAGAAAUCCAGACUGGAUUAAGCUGCACUUUGAGGACUGUGUGCAAUAAUGUGCUUUUAUUUAGAUGGAAGUCAGUUAUAUAUUUGUGCUUACUGGUGCCUUGUUAUUGGAUAUCAAAAAUGUGUUCGCCACAUUUAAUUAUAAUAUCAGGGUGCAUUGAAUAUUUAUAACAUCUGCUCUUAUUUUGGUAAAGUGGUUGUUGUAUAAAAGUUGAUCUCCAUUUCGCUUUAAAAAAAAAACUAGUCAAAUAUAAUUUUUUUUCAUCAAAGAACUCGUCAUCUACCUUCAACUUCCUGUCUUAUUUCUUGGGAAAACAAGUGAGUCCACGUUACCCAUCGAUAAGAGGCGGCAAUGGGUUGAUUGUUAUUUAAGACCAUGAAACCAAAACACUAUUUAAUAGAAGAAUUUAUUUAUUUCUGAGGCACAAUCCCCAAAUAAAAACAAAGCGAUA
Gasterosteus aculeatus aculeatus (three-spined stickleback) is the source of this 2504-nucleotide messenger RNA. RefSeq names its product heat shock protein 70 family, member 13 (gene hspa13). Gene Ontology annotation, molecular function: ATP-dependent protein folding chaperone; ATP binding. NCBI's taxonomy places the organism in Eukaryota, Metazoa, Chordata, Actinopteri, Perciformes, Gasterosteidae. The record is from RefSeq and is a predicted model, not a curated record.